Molecule: messenger RNA, 2364 nt
Organism: Stylonychia lemnae
Lineage: Eukaryota; Ciliophora; Spirotrichea; Sporadotrichida; Oxytrichidae
Source: the annotation of a GenBank genome assembly
AUGACUAGGACAGAUCUUUACAGCUUGCAACAAUCAAUACUCAUCAAUAAAGCAAAUCAUUGCUCUCUAAGAACAAAAGUAGAUAUACGAAAGCAAGUGAAUUUUAAGCCAGUGCCAUUUGAGCCUUCAGAUUACUUACCCGAAUUUCAGAGCUAUAAUAAUUCAACUGUGGGUAUUUUGGAUAUGCAGAAAUCAAUUCUGCAUCUUCCACCAGUCAUAAGUCAAUCAUCAACUCCUAUUGUAGAUAAAUUACAGAAUAUCCAUAUCUAAGAAUUGUUUAAACGAAAGGAGAAAAAUGCAAAUAAAAGCAAUAAUUAAAAUACUUAGCUCAAAUAUUUCGAUGGCAAUUAAGGAUCAUUCGACAAUAGAGAAUAGCGAAGAAAUGCUAAUAAUCUCAGUAAUAACGUAAGCAAAAUAGGAGCAAAUCUCCCUAAUGGAACUGUUAAGAUUAAUAGAAAGAAGCUGCCAGCCAACAAGAUAAGUGACUUAUUAAAACUUAAAAAUCCAAAUGCCUCUUUGAUUCUUGACGAUUAGCUUUCUCGUGCCUAGAGGAGUAAGUAAUCUUCUAUGCUUGGUAAAUAUCAGACGCCAGUAAUGAAGAAAAAUGAUAAAGUAUUGAUAUUAAACGAUGUGAACAGAUCUACUAGUCCAGGAGAGAAUGAGGAAAAUUAUCCUAUUGUAGCUUAAUAAAGAGAUAUGUCAAAAACAUCAUCUCCUGGCUAAUUCAAAAAUUAUAUUAAUUUUACCUCCGCAAUAAAUAUAUAAGAACAGGAGUAAAAAAAUGCUUUCUCAUAAAUCAAAAUAAGAAGAUAAUAUUAGUUAGUACCUGGCAGAUUACCUGAAUACUCAUUUAAACCCUAGUCUGUAGCUCCUAUUGUGAAAGAACCACCUCAAAAAUAGUUAUCUUAGGAUGAAUAAUAGUAAUAAUAGCAAAAAUUAGACGAAAAGAAAGAGAUAAUGGAGUAGGAAAAGAGUUUGAUGUUUGUUAAGGUAUUUAAAAAAGUAAGACCAAUAAGAAUUAAACCUUAUAUGCAAUCAGUUUACAAGAUUCAAAGUUGUUAUCCAAAGCACUAGCCAUUUGCAGCAAAUUUUCUAGUUAUCAACUUCGACGGAGUUUUAGGUUAUUUAGAUGAUCAUAGCAGUAAAACUUAGGUUAAGAUAUUUUUAAGGCCUGGGUUUAUGACUUUUAUGGAAUAGAUAUCACAGAUGUUCAUUAUAAGCAUAGUAUUCCCGUUACAUUAUAAAAAGACUUACAUCAAACAAAUAAUCGAGUCAUUUAAAGACAAUAAUGUUGUGAUUUUCAAUGUAUAUAGAGAGAUUAAAAGGCCUAAAUUUUACACUAAUAUUUAUGAUUAUCAAAUUAUGUACGAUGACUUUUUUCUAUAUGAUCAAACUUUCAACGUUGAAAAUUGUAUAGUUGUCGGAUCAAUCAAUAAAUAAAUCUCAAGAGCUGAUGUUAGAAGGGAAUUCUUUUAAAAAGCAGAUAACCUUAAUUUAAUCAAUGGGCUUACAGCUAUCUCUAGAUAAAUGUAUUAAUGUCCAGUAUUUAUUCUCAUUCAAAACAUGAAGGUAGAGGCAGAUGAUGAAAGCCAAUCAGUAAGCUUGAGUUACCUGGCUCAAUCACUCUAAUACCUUAACGAAACCAAAAACUAAUUACUUGUUGAGAAGAAAAAGAAUUUUAAGCUUAAAAUAUCUCCAAUAGAAAAUGAAUAAGAGAAACAAAUGAUGAACAAUUCAUUUGAUUCAGAUAUGUACAGGCAAUUUAGUCAUACUUAUCAUACAAUGUUUGAUAAGCUAAAGCAGCAUUCUAUACAUGGACUUAAAGCAUUCGAUAUAAGGCAAGAAUACACUACAUUCGGCCGAGAUCUAGAUUUUUAUGAAAGUAGAAUCGGAAGAGUCAAGCGUAUUUACUAAAAGAACUGUCUAAGAGAUUAUCAGAGGACACCCUGUGAUAUCAAGCCUGUUUACCAGAAUGCUUAUAAUGAUACUAUUUCUUAACUUAAAAUAUCCAAUAUCAUUACUCAAGAAAACAGAGGAAUAUUUUUGAAAGCCUGGAAAGGAAGAAAUCAGCACUAUUUAAAUAGUCAUGAGGAUCAGCAUGAGAUAUUGAUCAAAGUUUAAAACAAGUAUUCAAUGAGAUAUAAGAGAACUUGUGAAUGCUGCAAGAAUAAGAGGGACAAGAAGGAUUUGGAAUACGAUGAGAAGUAAAUGGCCUGCGAAUUUAUUAAGGAAAAUUACGAGCUGGACAUGAGCCUUAAAGUAAUCGUAUUUCCCUCUUAUCUUUACCCUCCAAUCACUAAUACUGUGAUGGGUAUUUACAAAAAGAAGCCUAAACUACUAGACAUUUUUAACGCAAGAGAUUGA